Molecule: messenger RNA, 885 nt
Organism: Arctia plantaginis
Lineage: Eukaryota; Metazoa; Arthropoda; Insecta; Lepidoptera; Erebidae
Source: the annotation of a GenBank genome assembly
AUGUGCAAGACAUUUGACCUACAAGACAAUUGUAAACCUAUACAAUUGAUAAAUAUGUCAAAUCUUGAAAAGAAAUUGAUUGAAACAGUUCAGUAUAAUUUUACGUAUCCUGAAAGCAAACCUCGGAAAGGUCUGAUUAUGUGCCCUUAUCCACACAGUUUGUAUGAUCUGAUACUUCCAAUUCUGGGCAAGACUAAGCAUCAGAUUGAUAUGCUUUAUGUGUGGACCAUGUUGAAUAUAAAUCCAGAACCAAUAAUUUUACAGUUAUUAAAAAAAUCAGCUGGCUGGCCACUACCUUCAUAUGGUGGUGUUUGCGGUAGACUGGAAGUGGUUGCUGAUGAGGGUGUAUCAUUGUCCACCCUUACCCAUGUGACGUUUCGUAAAAAACUAAUAUAUGCUCAGAAAAUACUAGAAGCUGCAAUGGAUUUUACAUAUAAACAUGAUAGAUUCCGUUUCUACCUAAUGGAUUGGUCUUUGGACAACAUAGUCGCAAACGAAGCAGAUGACAUCUCCUUUGUCGACUUAGAAGAUAUAAUCAUCUUAGAUAAACAUGUCUCCCCAGGGACAGAUCUCCCCAACUGGUACAAACGGUCCAAGCAUGAAGUCAUAGAGCCAGGGUUCUCAUUCUCAAUAGAUAAUAUGUGCACACACCAUCUCAGCGAUCAUAAUUUAUGGGCGGCGUGUCACGUUUUAGCUGGGGAUGAAGAACCCUAUUUAUACCCUUUGCCAAAAACAUUGAGCACUGUCCGACCUAAUUUUGAGAAAUUAUUAACGGAGUGUUUGAAUGGAGAUGAUCGGUUUAAAACCGUUACAAAUUUACAUCAAUAUAUUAAGAACAUGUUGGUAGAUAAAAAGCUUGAUGGCUUAGACACUGCUGUUAGCUGA